Messenger RNA from Lichtheimia ornata, 240 nucleotides. Its product is annotated as 26S proteasome complex subunit DSS1. The transcript is spliced from 3 exons. The record is from RefSeq and is a predicted model, not a curated record. The coding region runs from base 1 to 240 and encodes 79 amino acids. NCBI's taxonomy places the organism in Eukaryota, Fungi, Mucoromycota, Mucoromycetes, Mucorales, Lichtheimiaceae. Gene Ontology annotation, biological process: double-strand break repair via homologous recombination; mRNA export from nucleus; proteasome assembly. Gene Ontology annotation, cellular component: proteasome regulatory particle, lid subcomplex; proteasome complex.
AUGUCACCUCCUCACAAACCUCAAGAACAGAACGGCGAUCAGCCACAAAAGGGCGUGCCUCAAUUGGGUGCUCUUGAAGAAGACGACGAAUUUGAGGAAUUCGCUGCUGAAGACUGGGCUGAAGCUGAAGAGGAUAAGGACGACUCACACUUUUGGGAGGACAACUGGGACGAUGAUGAUAUCGAAGACGACUUCUCAAAGCAGCUACGUGCCGAAUUACAAAAGACUGGCUCUGCAUAA